Messenger RNA from Laccaria bicolor S238N-H82, 705 nucleotides. RefSeq lists its product as uncharacterized. Bases 1 to 705 code for a protein of 234 amino acids. Lineage: Eukaryota; Fungi; Basidiomycota; Agaricomycetes; Agaricales; Hydnangiaceae. The record is from RefSeq and is a predicted model, not a curated record. The transcript has 4 exons.
AUGCGGCUCUCUCCCGAAAUUUAUGGGAAAUUGAAGCCCGGAAUUACCUUUGUCGAACAAAGCCAAGCCGAUCUCGACACCCUGAUCGGUGCUGCACGAAAGAUCAUCAAUGAGAAGUUCGUGCCCGACCCCCUGCACUGGUACCUUUACAUGCAGAAAAGGUUCUGGAGCAAUAUCCGUGGAUCUCGGUGCCGUCGUGGCUGCCAUGCUCGCAUGUGGACAAGGGUGGGGAGGCGAAAGUGGAAAACGCGACGUCGCGUCUGCCAUCCUGGCCUGUGGUCAGAAAGGAGGCCCUGGAGACAUGGUCGAGGCACUUGCGGCCCUUGGCACUACCUGGUUAACUCAUCUUCUAUUCUUUAUACGAGCGGGAGACAGCCAUAUGAAGCUCAUCGCCAAGUGGCUACUCUGGAAACAACGACACCCCAUGUUUGGGGAUGGUCAGGCCGCAGGCGGGUCCUAUGUCAAGAGGAUAUGAUCUUUGGAGAUGAAUAUGAAUGUAUUCUAACGGGAAUUCAAGUCUGGACGCACCCUGCACUGGAUGACGACGGUUUCCGUGUCGAGCUGAGGGCGUGUCAUAUACUUUAUAGAUUCAUCGGUACAUCCGAGCAGGAACAGAGAUCGGACUCUCUGAAGUCUGCUCAAACAACAUUUGACCUACUCGUAGAAUUUCUCUGCCUUCCGGCUAGGUAUAUUGAACAAGCCUAA